GUCCGGUUCAGUCCAUCUGAAGCCUUCGUCAAAAUUGCAUCCUUUUGAAAAUUGACGAUCUUGUCGUUUUAUUCAAGGUUGUACACACGUGGUAGAUGCAAAAUAUCGGAAGUGUAUUUUAGUGUUAAACCUUUAUUUUUUUUUUUUACAAAAAAAAAGUUGGAUUACAUUUACGAUGUGGAGGAUCAUUAUUGCAGGAUUUUGCACAGUCGCUGCAACGGUUGCUCAAGAUUAUGAAGUCUCAGAAAUUCAAUGUAGUGGAGCAGGAUCGGCCAAUGAUUUAUUAACUGCAAAAAUAAAAAGGCCUGUUGGUUUUAGAGGUUCGCCUCUCUUUGCCGAUGACAGAGCCGCUGACCCUCUCACAGAUAUUAAUUGUCAAAUAAGGCCAGAUCCUAAUGAUCCGCAGGAGGAUAAUUAUUUCUUGAAAGUGACAGACUUUACUCGUUGUGGAAUCUUGAAAAGAAAUGGAUUCAUUCAUCUCAGGGUGUGGUUUCCGGCAUUUCCAGGAGUUGUAAUGCUUGCAGAUCAAGAAUUAAUUUUAAUGUGUCGUCCACCGGAGCCAACAUUAUUGAGGCAUAAAGCUGCCGGUUUCGCUGGAACUUUUCCCCAUGGAGCAAGAGUUUCAGGUGUAGUUGAAGAAACACCAGGACGUCUAGAAUACGAAGUGGCUCUUUAUCGUGAAGCUGCUGGCAAUUCAUCUGAUCCAAAUCAAAGUUCUUCGCAAACAGUUGAUCAAGCUGUUCCAAUUGGCACUAAAUUACAGUUGAGAGCACGUAUUAGCGCCGAGAGUGCAUGGGGUUUCAUUAAACUUUUAGAAGUAACAGUAAGUCCCGAUCCUGAUCAACCGCAUGCGCCAGGAAGUGUUUUCCUCGUGAAGGACGGUUGUAGAAAUCGUGAUUUUGCUUCGAUUAUUCCUCAUCAACCGGCUCGUUAUCGAGAUAAGAAAAAUGAAGUUUUUCUUGAUUUUGAAGCAUUUCUAUUGAGUUCCAUGAGAGACAGAUCAACACUCUGGAUUCAUUCUCAAAUCAAGGCUUGCAUGGAGCCCCAAGAUUGUCAACCGGAUUUCUGUCUGGACUUGUUUGAACCUUCAGGACAUGGAAAACGCAGAAGAAGAAUGUCCGAAAAGGAAAAUUUAGAAAAAGAUUUAUUCCCAAGGGUGGAGCGAUUAAUUCAAAAAUACAAUGAUUCAACUCCAUUCACAAAAUUCAAGGAAAAUAUCGAGUAUACCGUUAUGAUGCCAGACGAUGUUUACGACAGGAUGACAUCAGGUUUCGAAAGCAGUUGUGGAAGUUUCCUUUAUGUAGCAACAGGCCUUGGAGCAUUAUUGGUCCUUUCGGCUCUAAUUAUGUGUUAUCUGGCCUCUCGUCUCCAAAGUAUUUCUCAAUUACCUCAUAAUAAAAGUAUCGAUGAACUUGUCAGAGAUCGUGCUAGAAAAUAUUACGAACCAUCAUCUGGAUAUACUGGUCGAGCAACCAUACAAUAAUACAAAUAUUAAAAAAAAAAAAAAAAAUCAUUUCUGAAACAAAAGACUUUAAUCUUCGGUGCGGUUUUAUUUUUAUAAACAAAAAAAAAACUACAAUUAAAAAUUGUAAUUUACUAAUUUUUAAGACAAAAAUCUUCUCUCUCCAUAUUAAUGGAGUAUUUUUAUAAUUUGUUUUUGAAAACAAAUACUGUACUGAAUUUCGAUUAAGAAACUCCAAAUCGCAAUGCUAUUUCGUGACCUGAAGGAAUCGAGCAAUUUUUUUUUUUUACUUUUUGUUCGUGCAAUAAUUAAUAUAUAGCUUAGAGUUUAUUAGUAAAAAUUAAUUAGAAUUUUAAAUAAAUUAAUAGAUAUUGUUUGAUAACUAGAAAGAAUUUAAGCUUUAAACUCACAUGUUUUAAAAAUGUGUUUUAUUUUAGUAAUAAACUCUGUACAUACAUAUAAUUUUUUGGUAUAUAAACAUAAGCGCAUCAAAUUAUGAAAAUUUUUUCUAUAUAAUAAUUUAUUACUAUAUUUAUUUAUUUAUAAGUGUGCGCCAAACAGUCUCUCAAACAGAAGAAAGUUUAAAUGAAUAGUGAACGAAUAUAAACUGUAGAAUAAGAUUUUUAUAUUUAUUUAAAUUAUUAAAAAUAAUAUAUAAAAAAAAAAUUUCCCACUGUGUCUUCUUAAUUGUUUUCUAUUUAAAAUUAACAAAAAGAAAUCUGUUUCUUUGAGACAAAUAUAAAUAAAAAUUUUAUUUACUUAUUAAAAAAUUUUAAAUGUUAUAUUUCAUUAUGUGAGCACAAUUUAUUUUAUCAAAUAAUAUACAGCUAAAUUAAAAUAAAUCUAUUAAUAAUUUUUUAUUAUUUAAAAAAAAAAAUUGAAAAUGCUCUUAAAAAAUAAUUUUGAUUCAAAUAAAAUUAUGAGACAGUCUUUCAUUUUCUCAAAAUUAUUUCAUAUUUUCUAUUGAUUUAACUAUUCGGUUUUUUUUUAAAUCAUCAAAAAAAAGGAGCACAGAGCGAAUUUAUUCACAAUACAUGAAGAAAAAACAUCUAUCAUGAAAAUUUUUAAUACAAACAUUUAAAAACUAAACUAAAAACGUAUAGCAUAACUCUAGUCGUUAUUCUUGAUUUUGAUAUGAUUUUUUUAUCCAGUAUUUCUAGUUUACUAAAAAUUCUCUCGACGAGAAGAGGUAGUUUAAAAUUUUACUUUAUGUCAGUCACAUGAUGAUUUUACAUAAAAUUAUGAAAUACUAUACAUAAAAAUAAAUGAUUAAUUUUUAUUCAACAUAUGAGUUAAAUAAUACUCGUUAUGUUCAAUAAAUUGAUUAAAAAAAAAAAAAAA
Molecule: messenger RNA, 2803 nt
Organism: Leptopilina boulardi
Lineage: Eukaryota; Metazoa; Arthropoda; Insecta; Hymenoptera; Figitidae
Exons: 6
Coding region: 176-1483 (435 amino acids)
Source: RefSeq, a predicted model, not a curated record